AUGUCUUCGUGUAUAUUUAUACUAGAUGAACAACUGAAUCCUUUAAUCCUCAAGAACUUUAAGUCUGUUCAUAAUUGCGAAGCAUUCGCACAUUAUUUCAAAAAGGUAUACAAACAAGAGUCCGGACCCAUUAUAUCACAUAGAGGAAUCGUAUAUGUCAGCAUAUGUCGUGACGGUCUUUUCUAUGUUUCAGUGGUCCUUAAUGGACUUGCAUUCAACGUGAUGGCCAUAUUGGUAUAUCUGAGCGAGUUGAAUACGUUACUCAAGAGAUACCUCCGGAUUGGAAAGAUUGACAAAACAAGCAUUAUGGAUAACUUCAAUCUCGUAUACGAGCUUUUGGAUGAAAGUUCAGAUUACGGAAUUCCUCAACUGACAGACUAUAAUAUUAUCCGCGAUUUUAUAAAGAUCAAGCCGAACCUUUCUGUCCAGGACACGGACUCGCACCAUUCCAAGAGCGAAGAAAGCGAUGACGAUAACGACAAGAAAGUCUCUUCUAUAAUCAAAGAAAACAAAGACAAGUCCAACAAACAUGGCUUGCAGGAUGAUGAGCAAUAUAUGAACAGCUUCAUCCUUCGAGCUACUACUCAAGCGAUUUCAUGGAGACCGAAGGGCAUAUACUACGCCAAAAAUGAGUUAUUCGUGGAUAUCAUAGAGUCACAGGUAUACCUCGUAGAUUUGAAGUGUAACCAAGUGAGAAAAAACUUCAUUCAGGGCAAAAUUAUUUGCCGAUCAUACCUAUCAGGCAUGCCUAAAGUCAAGAUGUGCAUCAACAAAAUGUUGAAAGACAAAACCUCUUUUCUGGAAAGAACGAAAUUUCAUCAAUGCGUUGCUCUAGACUCUCUUGAUAAUCAGGAUUUCAUAGGUUUCAUUCCUCCAGACGGGGAAUUCCAGUUGUGCGAGUACAAGUUAAAACGACACAUAAAUGACGCACCCAUUGUCAAGGUCAUUAAUCACCAAGUUAUAAAGCAUAAAAGGAAAAAUAAGAUUCAAGUAGUGGUGACUGUUGAGCCUCAUUUCAAAGCGCAAAACUCGGCUUCUUCUCUGAAGAUCAAAAUACCUCUAGAUUCUGUUAUGCGAGACUACACAAUUGAUUUAAGGCGCCAACCCCGGUUCAAGUCUGACAUAGGAAGCGUCGCAUUUAAUCUAACUGAGCGCACUAUACUCUGGGACGCUGAGGGCAUGAAAGGUGGACAUGGCGAAAAGCAGUAUUCUGCGCAGGUCGAGUUCUUCUUGUUCGAUGAAGUGAAGGAGCAGGAAAGAAUAUUGGAACUCAAAGCUUCAAUGGACCCUCCACCUUUGCGCACAGGUAUACAACUAGACCAGCUCUAUGCCCAGGUGCAGCAGAAUGGCGAAGUAUCUAAGGGAGACACCUGCGACCUGAUACUCCUCGACUUUGAAGUUCCAUAUUACGCAUGUAGCGGAUUGAAAGUUGAAUAUUUGAAAGUCGAGGAAAAUCAGUUGCAAUAUCAAUCAUUUCCCUGGGUGAGAUAUAAAACGAUCAAUGACCAGGAGUACGCCUUCCAAAUAUAG
Lachancea dasiensis is the source of this 1530-nucleotide messenger RNA. Lineage: Eukaryota; Fungi; Ascomycota; Saccharomycetes; Saccharomycetales; Saccharomycetaceae. The record is from the annotation of a GenBank genome assembly.